Cynoglossus semilaevis (tongue sole) is the source of this 4898-nucleotide messenger RNA. RefSeq names its product discs large homolog 1-like protein. Gene Ontology annotation, molecular function: protein kinase binding; ionotropic glutamate receptor binding. The record is from RefSeq and is a predicted model, not a curated record. Lineage: Eukaryota; Metazoa; Chordata; Actinopteri; Pleuronectiformes; Cynoglossidae. Gene Ontology annotation, biological process: receptor localization to synapse; cell-cell adhesion; establishment or maintenance of epithelial cell apical/basal polarity. The transcript has 25 exons. Bases 323 to 3904 code for a protein of 1193 amino acids. Gene Ontology annotation, cellular component: basolateral plasma membrane; postsynaptic density membrane; neuromuscular junction.
AAGAACCGGUCUGACCGAGUGAAGGAAUUGAGAGUGAGUGUUUUCACACACACUCCCAGAGGCAACAACACACCCCAGCUCCGGGUACUAAGUCCAGGCGGACUGUGUCAACUUCUGUUUUUUUUUUGUUUUGUUUUGUUGUUUUUUUUGUUGUUGUUUUUUUAACUCUGCCGAUAAAAAAAAUGUCAGAGUGAAAAGGAUCUGCCCUGGAGUUCGAUCACUGUCCCGGGACUGACGCUGACAUCUGUGAAAACAGACCGAGUGUCGGUGCGACACUGACGCUGAAAGGCUCCCGGAGGAGGACGACUGUGUGUGUGACACCAUGCCUGUGCGACAGAAAGACGCCCAGAGAGCCCUGGAACUUCUUCAGCAGUACCGCACCAGAUUAGAACAGAGGCGUCACGGCCAGCACCAGACCAAACAGGGUGAGGUGGAGGAAGACCACCAGCUCCAGCAGUCUCUGGACAGAGUCAUCGACGUCUUCCAGAGUCAGCUCUUUAAUGCCCUGCUCGAUAUCCAGGAAUAUUAUGAGUUGACCAUCCAUGCAGACAGCAAACUCUCCUCAGAUCAGGUUGAUGGUUCAGGGGCUCUGUCAGAGUCCUGUUACCUUCCUGCACAACAAGAAGAUGCUCCUCCCAGUCCUCCAAGUGCUUCAUCGUCCAGUGGGACAUCUUUAGUUUCCAAACCCAGGUCCAUCAAGUCCCCUGCCCCUCCAAUCCCAUCUGAAAUACCCCCACAUUCAUCAAAAACCCAGUCUAGUCCGGACCAGUCCCAAGCGGCCAAAGUCAAGUACUGUGCUCCUCCUCCUCCUGCCCAAUGUGGAGACUUUAAACCAGGAGCAGCUGAGUCUGUGGCAAAAGGUGAAGGAAGUCCAGCUGGUUCCAGUAAAUCACCACCUGUGGUUUCAGUGAAUGGAACAAGGAAACAUCUAUCUCCGGCUGAAGGUUCAGCUGGUCCACAGAACCUUCCUGCAUCUCCAGACCCCAAGCAGAUGACUGUCUCAGCGCUGGUCUCCAGUACCAUCGAGAGCUUCUUGUCUCCAUCUAAUCUUGGCAAACUCAGCCCCACAUGUUCACCACCGAGCACCAGCCCAGGUCCUCACAGAGGCACAGAUACUGCCCCCAUCUCUAAGUCCUUGGUCACCAGCAAAGACUCGGGGUCAGGGAAGGUCACUCCCAGCACCAGUCCCACCAGCCUGAACCAGGGGAAAUUUACCUUCAGCAACCUCAGCCCCACAAGUCCUCCAGGGUCUACGACUAGAGGGUCUCGGUUAAGCCCCACCAGCCCUGGACCAAUCAAACCUCCCUCCCUGAGCCCCAGUCAUGGUCCAGCCAGUCCCUGCUCAGCCUCAAGUCUGAGGACCCCCACCAAGAAGUAUCGGUAUACAGAGGAAGAAGGGGUCUCACCAGGUACCCCAAAACUCCACCACCACCGUGCCUGCCUCCAGCACCCUACGGGAGUGACCAAGGAGCUGAGAGACGGAGGGACUCUGGGGAGGGAGGAUGGCACCUGGAGGAGAGAGGGUGGGGAGAGGACCGGUACCAUGGAGAGAGAGCGGGAUCGCUCACUGGGGAGGGACGGAUCUCUGGGUCGCUAUGGUGACCUGCGAGGGCCGGAGCUGGUCCAGGUGGCAGAGCGGCAGCUGUCACAGAUACAACACGUCCACGGAUACGUCUCUCACACACACAUCACACCUGCACAGGUAGAAUCUCCCGAGAUUCCCUUUGAUGACGAGGCUUGGCCUCACGCAGAGAGAGAGAGGCAGCAGGAGGUUCCCGCUCCACCAUUUUCAACCCUCUACCCAGAAAGCCAUGCCUACUAUCAGGCCAACCCUCCGCCGGUGGUGGUCAACGCAGACAGCAUCGAUACUCCUCCCUAUGCCAAUGGAACAGAAGCAGACUAUGAAUAUGAGGAAAUCACACUGGAACGGGGCAAUUCUGGCCUGGGCUUCAGCAUCGCAGGAGGGAUUGAUAACCCACACAUCGGAGAAGACCCCUCCAUCUUCAUCACCAAAAUUAUACCUGGGGGAGCUGCAGCUCAGAACGGACGACUCAGGGUGAAUGACUGCAUAGUCCGUGUCAAUGAGACGGACGUCAGGGAGGUGACCCACAGCGCGGCAGUGGAGGCACUGAAAGAUGCAGGAGGUCUGGUCCGACUGUGCAUACGACGCAGGAGGAGCCUCAGUGAGAGGAUCGUGGAUAUCAAGCUGGUCAAAGGGCCAAAAGGUCUGGGUUUCAGCAUAGCAGGCGGAGUCGGGAACCAGCACGUCCCGGGCGACAACAGCAUCUACGUGACCAAACUCAUCGAAGGAGGGGCAGCGCACAAAGACGGACGGCUGCAGAUAGGAGACAAACUCGUAGCGGUCAACGCCUCCUGUUUGGAGGAGGUAACACAUGAGGAGGCCGUGGCCGUGCUGAAGUCGACCACCGACGUUGUUUACCUGCAUGUGGCCAAACACACCUCGCUUUUCAUCAAUGACAGCUUCCCUCCACCGGAUGUCACUAACUCGUGCUCCCCUCAUCAAGACAACCACGUGAGCCCAUACAGUGGCAGUCAGUCUGUAAGCCCCGCCCCUCUGACCACGCCCAGAUACUCACCUCUGCCCAGGACGAUGACUGCGGAUGACGACUUCACCAGAGAACCAAGGCGGAUCGUGCUGCAGCGAGGGUCAACGGGCCUCGGCUUCAACAUUGUUGGGGGAGAAGAUGGAGAAGGAAUCUUCAUCUCUUUCAUUCUAGCCGGCGGCCCGGCCGACCUCUGUGGGGAGCUCCGGAAAGGAGAUCGCCUCCUGUCGGUGAACGGUGUGGAUCUGUCCAGUGCCACUCAUGAGCAGGCGGCUGCAGCUCUGAAGAACGCAGGGCAGAACGUUACCAUUGUUGCCCAGUACAGACCUGAGGAGUACAGCCGUUUUGAGGCGAAGAUCCAUGACCUGAGGGAACAGAUGAUGACCAGCAGCAUCAGCUCCAGCUCGACGUCGCUCCGCUCCACACAGAAACGCACACUCUACGUCAGAGCGUUGUUCGACUAUGAUGGAAGUGGUUCCGAUCAGACAAACCAGGUUCUGCCUUUUCGUUUCGGGGACAUCCUUCAUUUGAGCAGCGCUAUUGAAGAAGAAUGGUGGCCCGCCCGGCACCUCAGCCCCCCGCCUCCAAACUGCCCCGAAGUUGGGGUCAUCCCCAGCCGCAAAAGGGCAGAGAAAAAGGAGAGGUCGAGAUUAAAGACGGCCAGAGUGACCAGGUCUCAGGACCGAAUGGAACAGGAUGAUAAAGCUGGUCUAGAAGAGGCCUUCCUGACCUACCAGCCUGUCAUUCAGCAAGAAGUGAAUUACACACGACCGGUCAUUGUGCUAGGACCAAUGAAAGAUCGGGUAAACGAUGACCUCAUCUCUGAGUUCCCGGAUAAGUUUGGCUCCUGCGUCCCACACACAACGCGGCCACGGCGAGACUACGAGGUGGACGGCAGGGAUUACCACUUCAUGUCCUCCAGGGAGCUCAUGGAGCGAGAGAUUCAGGAACACAAGUUCAUCGAGGCCGGCCAGUACAACAACCAUCUGUACGGAACCAGCAUACAGUCUGUGAGAGAGGUCGCCGACAAGGGUAAACACUGUAUUCUGGAUGUAUCAGGGAAUGCCAUAAAGCGUCUCCAGUUAGCUGGACUCCAUCCCAUCGCCAUCCUUAUUUGCCCGCAGAGCGUCGACAACAUCAUGGAGAUGAACAAGCGUUUGACUGAGGAGCAGGCGAGGAAAACGUUCGACAGGGCAGUCAAACUGGAGCAAGACUUUACUGAGUACUUCACUGCUAAAGUCCAGGGCUCGUCUCUAGAGGAAGUCUACUCGCAGGUGAAGCAGAUCAUUGAGGAACAGUCCGGUCCGUACAUCUGGGUUCCAACCAAGGAGCGAAUAUGAAUAAACACACGUGACACACGACAUGAUCAGACAAAAAAACUCUUCAGUACUUCAGUACUUCCUAUUUGGUGGUUUUCUAUUAUCAGCCUGCUUCCUCUCCCUCUCUCUCUCUCUCUCUUAUUCUCUCUUGCUCUCUCCCCUCCCGGUACACACACACACACACACAUUGCUCUGAACAUACAUACACUUGCACAAGCACAUGAAGUUGGACGAGGCUGGGACAAUCUGGGACGGCUGCUCCCUGCAGGGGGAGGAGCUCUCGUCGGUCCAGCAGCCCAUUGGUCGAUUCCUACGGCUCAGUUCCUUAAUGUUUAAGGAGGCGGUUCAGUUUUUGAGGGCGUGUACCAUGAUCUGAUUUGUUUUCAAAGAUUAUUGUCGUUCUUAUCGUUGUUGUCGUCGUUUUCAUAUUAACGAAGGCUAAUGCAUCGAGCUGUGGGUUCGUAAUGGUUCUACUGUCACCGGGAGGCAGACUGUUGCACGCUGUAGCUUUAAAAGCAUGGUUAUUUUGGGGAGAAAAAUCUCGAUUUCUUCGUCUGUUUGUCCGUCCGUCUGUCUUCCCUCAUGACAUCACUCACACUUCAAGGUUACUCUGUUUCUUUUCUCACACUACCGUCACCGCCGUCCUCUUCCUUAGGAUUAUUUCCUGAAAUUUGAGUUGGAAAUUUUACUGUUUACUUUACUGUUAAAAGGGAAACAGUUUCUCAACUGCUUGGAAUUGGAUUUGGAUUGUCUUGGAAUUGGAUUGUCUGCACUAAAGUGUAAAUGAAUCAUGUUUUUCAUUUCAAUGCUGGAGAAUAGCAUUGAAAUCCCUGCGGAAAAGAAAAUUAUCAGUUCCAUAUUCACGUGGUGCAAAUGUUUCCAGGCCAGUGAGUCCAUUUACUGCUGUAUUUGCAGCCUGUAUUUCAAGUAUUUAUAUCAGAUGUAGAGAACCACACUGUGAAGUUCUCCGCAUCACUAAUGUUUUCCUUUUAUCCUGGAUCAUUUUUUAUUCAUU